Messenger RNA from Macrosiphum euphorbiae (potato aphid), 1422 nucleotides. NCBI's taxonomy places the organism in Eukaryota, Metazoa, Arthropoda, Insecta, Hemiptera, Aphididae. The record is from the annotation of a GenBank genome assembly.
AUGAUGUCGUCGACGGCGAUCGUAGUCGUGGCCGCAGCUCUCCUGAUGUCGUUUUCAGGUGGCGCCGUGGACGGCUUGGUCAAGCAGUGGACGCCCAACGUGGACUUCGAGGCGCCGCGCAACUGGGACGCGGGACACGUCCCUUCACCCGUGGACGUGGCCGUUUUCCAGAAGGACACCUUGGUCCCGGUGGUGGUGCCGGCCGCUGGCGUGGACGUGUGCGAGGUCGUGCUGCCCUUCAACGGUCAGCUGAUCUUGGAGCCCAACGCCCGCGUAGUCAUCUCCGCGUCUUCCGAAGCGAUGGGUGGUUGCACGGGACAGGACGUGACGUUUAAACAAAACGCCCCGAUGGAAUGGGUGGAUCCGGAAAACUGGUCGAUGGAAAAUUUUAACAUAGCAACGCCACACGUGGAACGGAUACCUUGCGUGCACGACACCGUCGUGUUCAACCCUGGCCAUUCGUUUUCGGUCAUUGUUCCCGACGUUCCGAUCGACAUUGGAUCAAUGAAGUUCGGGAACCAAACGUUCGGUCAAACCGAAUUGAACGAGUUUCUUUUGUCGGACGUCGGCGAUCAAGAACUGAAGAGUUUUUCCCCCGACAACGAUGUAUCUAUUACACUGACUUCGACGUCCUGCGAAGUCCAUACAGGAUGUGAAUGCGGUACUCAACAACUUUUCGACCAAGUAUGCAAAGUGGCUUCAAAACGGUGCGAUAGUAAAUUGGGCUGCCUAAGCCCAGUGAAACCGAUUGGCCAUUGUUGUUGGACUUGUGGAGCUUAUUUUUUAAUUAAUUACAACCCAAAUAAUUUCACAAUUGAACAAUUCAGCAAAGAAUUCCAAAAAGACAUGCCCAAACUAAAACCGACGUUUGAAAAACAUCAACUUUCUUAUUACAUAAGUAAACUGUUGAACGGAAAAGUACAAGUCGUAAUGGCGAGCAGCACAAAAUAUGUGGACGAAAUAAAUGAAAUAGCUAAGACCAUACACUCGCUGCUAAUUACUUACCAGGGUGUGACAGACGUGAAAAUAUUCAACUCGGGACUGGCUUACGACGCGGACGGUAUGACGUACGGCCAAAUAGCCCUGACCACGUGCAUCGUCAUAUUUUGCAGCAUGUUGGCCAUUAUGUUGUACUACAACAACGACUGGAAAUCACUAUUGUCCGGCUCCGGGUCUAGUGCUGGUGCUGUUUUCGUCAAAUUCAAAAACGAUACCAACGAAGCUGUGGAACUGAUCGACGAAGACGUCCGAUUGCAGCGUAAGACUUCGUUCGACAACCCCACUUACGGAGCCGUGGAGAGUAUGAACAAAUCGCAGGCGUUCAGGAAAAUGCAUUCGUAUUCGGAUCCAUCUGUUUUGACGACACCGAGUGACGCGAUGGAUGUUGAACUGCAAGAAACUGCAAGCGAACAAAAGUCAUGA